UUCCCAUGUUUCUGGGGACACGUGAAUGCAGCAGUAGUUGAUUACGGAGACAAAUAUGGCGGAGGAUGGAGAGACGUUGGAGUCUUGGCUUAACAAAGCCACCAAUCCCUCCAACAGACAGGAGGACUGGGAGUAUAUCAUGGGAUUCUGUGAUCAGAUCAACAAGGAGCUAGAAGGCCCGCAAAUAUCAGUCAGACUGUUGGCACACAAGAUUCAGUCUCCUCAGGAGUGGGAGGCGAUGCAGGCAUUAACGGUCCUCGAGGCUUGCAUGAAAAACUGUGGGCGACGAUUUCACAAUGAAGUUGGGAAGUUUAAGUUUUUAAAUGAGUUAAUUAAAGUGGUUUCGCCCAAAUACCUUGGAGACAGAGUAUCCGAAAAGGUGAAGAUGAAGGUGAUAGAGAUGUUGUAUACUUGGACCGUUUCUCUGCCGGAUGAAGCGAAAAUCUGUGAAGCGUAUCAGAUGCUGAAAUCACAGGGUAUUGUUGUUGUCGACCCAGAAGUCUCCCUUGAUGCCACAUUAAUACCCUCACCUUCUCCACGGCCCAAGAAUCCUGUCUUUGAUGAUGAGAAACGGAGUAAAAGACUCGCUGAACUUCUGAAGAGCAAAAAGCCUGAAGAUCUUCAGGAGGCAAACCGCCUCAUCAAGAACAUGGUGAAGGAGGAUGAAAUGAGAUCACAAAAAGCAGUGAAACAAAGAAGCACCCUGGAGGCUGUCAACAACAGUGUCAAACUCCUUAAUGAGAUGCUGGAUCACUUCAGCCCAGAGGACUCUACUGAGGAAGACCGAGAGCUUAUUAAGGAGUUAUAUAAUGACUGUGACAAGAUGAGGCAAACCGUAUUUAAGCUAGCUACUGAAACUGAGGAUGAUGACAGCAGUUUGGGAGAGAUCUUGCAGGCCAGUGAUGACCUCGCUCACGUCACCAGUUCCUAUAAGAAGAUAGUGGAAGGACACGCCAUCAGCGGGGACACAGAAGUAGCACGAGGAAUGCAGCCAUCAUUCAAACAAGGCACUGGCAGCACAACCCAGUCGGAGAUUCUGAUUGACCUGGUGGGUCUUGACAAGAGUCCUUCUCCGCCCGCGUACAAACCUGAGGUGGCGUCGGUACCAUUUUCGGGCAACCUGCUUUGUGGAUCAUCAGCCUCUGGCGCUCAGUCUGAAAGUGUCGGAGCGCCGUCUGCAGCUCUCUCGCUGCUGGACGAGGAGCUGCUGUCUUUAGGCCUUGAUGAACCUGGUCCUGCAUCUGGUGAACCAGCACAAAGAAAUCAGAGCAACCAUUUACUGUCCUCGCAGAGCUCCAGCCACGGUUUGGACAUUUUUGACAACAGUUUGCCUUCACUUCAUGCACCUUCGACACCUCCACUUUUUCAAGAGUCCCUUUCUACAGCGAUGGUCUCAGCCAGUCCCAACAAAGCUACCACAUCUUCAAGUUUUCCAGGCUCUGUCUUCUCCACACCUCCCGUUUCUACAGCUUCUGACUCUUUAUUAGUCAAAUUCCCACAACCUCUCGGUUCCAUGGCUCCAGCUGCUCUCACGCCUUCACUUAGCGAAUCACCCGCUCUCUUGGCUGCCCGUCAGAAUGUCUCCUUACCUGGAGUCUUCCACCCAGCAUCAUCUUCUCUCAGCCACAAUUUACAAGACCUGGCCAUGCUGGAUCUGGGCAGUAAUGACAGUCUGGGUGGGACCUCCAUCUCAUCUGCCUCCAUAAGAACAGCAGGAAUACAAGGAUGGUCUACUCCUCCAUCCACUAAGAGUCUCUCAGAGGACAGCCCUCUGCUACGCUCCCUGUCCCCGAUCUUCCCCAUGAGCCAAGCAAGUCCAAGCAGGGGAGAGGAGGUGUCCCUGGCUAAUGUUUUUGUCCCUUUGGAGGCCAUUAAACCAAGUACCGUCCUACCUGUGACGGCGUAUGACAGAAACGGUGUUCGUGUUCUGCUCCACUUUGCGACCGAUUGUCCUCCAGGCAGGCCUGAUGUUCUGGUGAUGGUGGCGUCUAUGCUCAACACGGCCCCGCUACCUGUAAGGAAUAUCGUUCUGCAGGCUGCGGUCCGCAGGACAAUGAAGGUGAAGCUGCAGCCGCCCUCUGGGACAGAGCUGGCUCCUUUUAAUCCCAUUCUUCCUCCUGCUGCCAUCACUCAGAUCAUGCUGCUGGCCAAUCCUCUCAAGGAAAAGGUUCGGAUGAGAUACAAACUGACGUUCACGCUGGGAGAGCAGCCGUUCACAGAGGUGGGGGAGGUGAACGAGUUCCCUCCUGCAGAUCGCUGGGGGGCUCUUUAGCUCUCUUUACAUCUGGAACAGGAAAGGGAAAGUCACGUGGAAGGUUUGACUCUUGAUGUUUACCGUGGGCCAAUGAAGAAGUAGUCUCCCUCAGAGCAGUGAAACGCAGAAACAAGUUCAUGUGAACUGGUUAAGUGUGAUGACGGUAUGUUGUUAACGUAAGUUAUUAUUAAGUUCUAACUCUUAAUGCAUUACUUUGCUUCCAUUUUAUUGUUUCUUUGAGAUUUUGUCCCAUUUGAGCUGUUUGGAGCAGAUUACCUCACAAGACAAACGGCACCUUUAGGUGCAGUUGUAUAAAUAUGAGACCAAAAGCUGAUAAUCAUGUUAAACUGAUGUAAAAGCUUCCUGACUGAGUGGCCUUUGUUUGGUCUGACGCGUACGCUCAUAAAUAUCCAUGAAAUACAGAAAGAGAAUAUAAAUCUUUAUAGCAUAAAGCUGCAUUAACUGCUGGGGUGUUGGAGCUGGUUUAAAUCGGCGGCUGUUGGCUUAUCAGCCACAUUGGACGUAUAUUUCUCCAGACAGGCUGUUGAGGAAGCUAUCUAUAAAUGUUCUAGUUAUUUAUAAUACCGUAAAUCCUCUAAUACAGGCCCGGGCCUGUAUUAGAGGAUUUACGGUAUUUAUGCACAAACCGAUAUCUAAUGACCCUGUUGAUGUCCUGCUGUUGAUGCAUUUAAAACAUAAAAAUCCUAGCCGUUGCUCCGCCAGCGCCCCGUCGGAGUCGGCUUACGUCUGAUCUUCCUGCUCUGGUUACUCCUGAGUACUUGUGGAGUUACUUUACUUAGCACUGUUUUAUCACGAGUUUCAGUAUUGUCCUGUUGUUUGAGAAAAAUAUUUGUUGAGCAUUAUUGCUGUUUUCCUUCUGGAUAAACCUCUAAAUAUGGACGCUUAAACGUACGACAUGAUCAGAUGUGUGAAGUUCUGCUACAUUAUUAGACCACUCUGGUGUGAAUCCUGAUCUGCUACAUGUAUUACAAGCAUUUUUAAUUUUGAAAUAUCUGCAAAUUAAAAGCACUGUGCCGGAGACAAUAGUGCUUAUUUGUUUAACCCGAGCUGCUGACGAGUACUAUGGUAAAUAACAUGUUACAUAUUGUACAUCUGGUGUUAAAUGACCUGGAAACUGAACUAUAGUGGUAGUUUAAAUGCUUUACUAGUGUGGGAGUUUAAUUAAAGUGAAAACAAAAAUGGUUUUGUUUACACUGCGAAACAAUAAAUGACAUAAGUGGUAAUGUUUUCAUUUAUUAUUGUCUUUUAUGAGUUAUUGGUGUUAAGUGAAACACUGCAUAAUUGUUAUGAAUGAAGUAUUUAUGCUUUUGAGGUGAUUAAAAUGUCAUGGCAUAUUUUUGAAAAGCUAUUAGUGUGCAUGGGGAAAUAAAGGAGAUGACUCUAUUUGUACUACACU
This is a messenger RNA of Nothobranchius furzeri (turquoise killifish), 3671 nucleotides long. RefSeq names its product golgi associated, gamma adaptin ear containing, ARF binding protein 3a (gene gga3a). NCBI's taxonomy places the organism in Eukaryota, Metazoa, Chordata, Actinopteri, Cyprinodontiformes, Nothobranchiidae. The record is from RefSeq and is a predicted model, not a curated record. Gene Ontology annotation, biological process: protein localization to cell surface; intracellular protein transport; Golgi to plasma membrane transport. Gene Ontology annotation, molecular function: phosphatidylinositol binding; ubiquitin binding; small GTPase binding. Gene Ontology annotation, cellular component: trans-Golgi network.